GUCUAUUAUUUCAUCUAAAUAAGUUGAUAAGAAUCCAAAGAUUAAGAAACAACACACUCUCUCUUUCUCUCUUUUGGGAUAUUUUUCAUUUCAAACUAAAAUCCAAAUUAUGGGUUUCAGCGAGAAGCAAGAGAGCUUAGUGAAGGAGUCAUGGGAGGUUAUGAAGCUCGACAUUCCUCACCACAGUCUUCGAUUUUUCACUUUGAUACUUGAGAUUGCACCGGCUGCCAAGAACAUGUUUUCAUUUCUAAAAGAUUCGGAUGAAGUACCACAAAAUAAUCCUAAGCUCAAGGCUCAUGCUGUUAAGGUUUUUAAAAUGACAUGUGAAGCAGCCAUUCAGCUUAGGGAGAAGGGAGAGGUAGUAGUCCCUGAUUCAAGUUUAAAGCAUUUGGGGUCUGUUCAUCUCAAGAAUGGAGUCAUCCCUCCACAUUUCGAGGUGGUGAAAGAGGCCCUGUUGAGAACAAUCAAGGAAGGACUUGGAGAAAAAUGGAACGAGGAGAUUGGUUCUUCUUGGGGAGAAGCCUAUGAUCAAUUGGCUGCAGCUAUCAAAAAUGAGAUGAAGCAAUGAUUCAUUUCAAACUCUGUUUUUUAUUAAAUAAUUGAACUUGUACAAGUAAAAUGCUUCAUCUCAUUAUGGGCAAGCUCAUGAAUUUCAAUUUCAUCAAAAUCAAAUAAUAAUAUCAUCAUUUAUAAUUAAUAUGACUCUGAGUGAGUCUAUUACAUUUA
This is a messenger RNA of Cannabis sativa, 726 nucleotides long. RefSeq names its product non-symbiotic hemoglobin 2. Lineage: Eukaryota; Viridiplantae; Streptophyta; Magnoliopsida; Rosales; Cannabaceae. The record is from RefSeq and is a predicted model, not a curated record. Gene Ontology annotation, molecular function: oxygen binding; heme binding. The coding region runs from base 110 to 568 and encodes 152 amino acids. The transcript is spliced from 4 exons.